AAUUAUCACGACUCACGACGCAUUCCACCUACCAUACAGUACAAGUACCGUGGUACCGCAUCUGUAUGUUCUACAUACAGUAUUCUUCUCCACACAAAAUAAACGCACGAAGGAACCUACCGUACGUACGAGUACCGUACGUAAAGUAUCGAUCGGCAACGCAUUCAAUUCGAAGCCCUCUGUGCAACAAACACCCUCCCCAAGGUAUUACAGACACUCCCAAAACAACAUUAUCUCACUUGACAAACACAAAACACACAGUACAAUACUUGACUCCAACCAGCAAACGAAGAAACAGAUAGAGCAGAGCAGAGCAAACCACAACACAACACAACACGACACAACACGACACGACACAAGAUGCACCGCCGUUGCUACCACCCCGCCCGUGCCUUCCUGGUGAGGAAAGAAGGUCCCUGCUUUCCCUUUGCCAGCGGUGUGACCCACCAUACCACCCGAACAACAACGUCCGGUGUUUGCGGCAACCAUCGUUUUUCCACCCUGCGUUCCAGUGGCUGCCGCCCUUUCGGUGCUUCCCUUUCACCCGCUCUCGGCGAGGAAGACGGCGGGGGAUCCUCGGCACCGCCGUUCACGUUCUCGUUCUCGCAAUCCGUUCGCGGCGGAGAUCGACGACGCUGGCAUUCGCGGUCUCGGGCGGCGCGAUCGGCCGCUGGCAGCGCCGCGCCGGACCAUGCUUCAAACACCGCAACCCCUCCCGCUGCUGCUGCCAAAGGGGAAAACCAGCGGAGGCCGCGCAAAGGGAGAAAAAAGUUUGUCCCCCGCACCGCCGCCGUAAGGCUGACCGAGGCCGCCCGGACGCUCUUCCGGAGGCUCCUGGCCCACCAGAAACCGCCCAGGGCCGGGAUCCUGCUGGACUACCAGCAGUCCUCGAGCGGGCAGCCCCGGAUGGUCUUUUCCUUUCGGUUCGUCGCCUCGGAGGACGAGCUGCACGAGAACGACGAGGGCGUCUCCCUGGAGGUGGUCGAGGUGGAAACCAGGGACCCGGACACCGGGGAGUCCACCCUGGAGAUGGUUCCCAAGCCCCCGGCCGAGGCGGCCGGAGACGGCCUCCCCAAGCUGUACGUCCACCACAACGCCUUUCUCAAGGUCCUGGGAGCUACCGUCGACGUCGAUGCGGAGACCAUGACCCCGAGGAUCCUCGACAAGGAGGGCUUUGAGCUGGACGCCAAUGCGUGAGAACCGCGGAAAGGACCUUGCGAAAGGGGAAGGAAACGGAUGGAUCCGGAGCGGCUCGGAACCCAUCGUGGAACGAGCGGGUCGGUCGGUCGGUCGGUCGGUCGGUGUGUCUGCAAACACGCUGUAGCUCUCGUUGGAUGGCGUCCCCGGAUCGAAGAGUGGUGGGGGACCGGACUUAGUUGGAACGAGCCAACGCGGUGGCAUCCAUCGGCUGCGAAACAAACAAAUGGUGCCCCGGAGGACGCGGGCAUUUGGGUCCGGGAGGCAAAACCGUUUCUCUUCCGAUCCCACAAUGCUUUUCGAACCGCCGGAUGAUGGCGACCGUCCGUCGGUGCCGGUGGUGCUUUGCAAGGUGCACCACAACUCCUCACACUCCUGGCGGCGGAUGCCCGCAGCGUGAAUAGGACAAUGGAUGCGAUCCUAGCAACGAUGCACGGACACCGACGAUCCGCCGGUGCUUAGAAAUUAGAGAUCAAUCGUUGCAUGGUACUCCGUAUGAGUUUCUUCUUCUGUUUUGCAAGGCAUCAUAAACCCCUCUUUGCUAGAUACUGUUGCCGGUCGCUCGAACCGCUGAAAAAAAUAUAGCGGUAGCAAAGAGGAGCAAAUAUUAGGAUCUAAAUGCUUCAAUGAUUGCAUCCGUAGAGUAAAAUCAAUAUAUCAUU
Molecule: messenger RNA, 1859 nt
Organism: Pseudo-nitzschia multistriata
Lineage: Eukaryota; Bacillariophyta; Bacillariophyceae; Bacillariales; Bacillariaceae
Source: the annotation of a GenBank genome assembly